Messenger RNA from Aspergillus ibericus CBS 121593, 1185 nucleotides. Its product is annotated as polyadenylate-binding protein. The record is from RefSeq and is a predicted model, not a curated record. NCBI's taxonomy places the organism in Eukaryota, Fungi, Ascomycota, Eurotiomycetes, Eurotiales, Aspergillaceae. Bases 224 to 790 code for a protein of 188 amino acids. Gene Ontology annotation, molecular function: RNA binding. The transcript is spliced from 4 exons.
CUCCAGUCUUCUAUCACCUAUCCUUACCUCUUUCUCCUUGCCCGGGCCCUGGACCGAAUUUGGGUGCCUGUCUCUUCUGUCUUUCUCGGACCUUAUAUUUUCCCUGCAGAUUUUCCCCCGCCCGCUAGACCAGACCCGCGGGAGCUACCGUUGCCGCUCGAGCUUUCAUUGCGACUCCGUGACGUGAAAAGGAAAACGCGACUACUUUAAGACUCUAAUCAUAAUGGCUACGGAAGAGAACGAGAUCAAGGAUGAGCGCCUGGAGCACCAGGAAGAGACCGGUGACGAUGAGGAGGAGAUUGCCGCGAUGAAGAAACGGGUGGCCGAAAUGGAAUCCGAGGCUGCAAAGCUCCGCGAGAUGCAAGCCACGCUCGAUCAGCAGUCGGAGAACCUGCGCGAGGAUAAAGAGGAGAUUGACGCUCGGAGUAUCUUCGUCGGUAACGUGGACUACGGUGCCUCCCCCGAGGAAAUUCAGGCGCAUUUCCAAAGCUGCGGUUCGAUAAACCGGGUUACAAUCCUCCUCGACAAGUUUACCGGCCAGCCUAAGGGAUACGCUUAUGUGGAAUUCGCAGAACCCAGCUUGGUGGCUCAAGCACUGGUCCUGAACGAGAGUGUUUUCCGCGGCCGGAACUUGAAGGUCGUCCCUAAGCGUACCAACCUGCCCGGCAUGAGCCGCGGUCGCGGACGAGGUGGAUUCCGUGGUGGCCGGGGCUACCGCGGUGGUUUCACGCCCCGUGGAGGAUAUCGUGGUGGCUACCGUGGCCGGGGUCGCGGCUAUGCGCCCUACUAAGGGCAUCCAUUGCGAGGCGACGCGUGCAGAUGAAGUUCAGUGCCAGACUCGACAAAGAAGCGCGGCGACGACGACGACGACGCCGACGACGACGACGUCCGUUGCGGCCGCUGGUCGGGGUCUGAAGCGCACCAAUCUCUGAUCGAAGACCGAUUUCUCUGGAGUUCUGGACUGGAAUGUACUUUGUAUGAUAACCAUCCGGCAAUCUCGGACUGGGCCGAUGGCGGAGCACGGAAGUGAUUGUUUCUGUUGUGAUAAUCAUAAAGCCUACAGAGAAUCUUUUACGAUCAAGCAUCGGGGAGUCUAAAAGGACGGUCAUUUGGGACAGCGUCUUGAACCCGACAUAUUAAUGGAACUGCUCUGAUUGAUAUACGUAUGGUGUAUAGGAUUCUCGC